This is a messenger RNA of Alternaria burnsii, 282 nucleotides long. RefSeq lists its product as uncharacterized. Bases 1 to 282 code for a protein of 93 amino acids. The record is from RefSeq and is a predicted model, not a curated record. The transcript is spliced from 2 exons. NCBI's taxonomy places the organism in Eukaryota, Fungi, Ascomycota, Dothideomycetes, Pleosporales, Pleosporaceae.
AUGAACAAAUGGGCACAAGAGCAUACCCUCAACACGAUACAGAUUGCUGCCGAGACGAAGAGAGAUAGCACUAGCAUGACAUCGAUUGCGCUGCUCACCAUGGUUUUCUUACCUGGAACUUCCGCCGCUAAAGAGUGUGUUGAGUGCUGGACUCUUCCAGUCAACACCCAGUACGACUUUUUUCGAGGUGAUAGGACUGUGGUGGUUAUGGGUGGUUACUACUGUACCGAUCACGUUCAUCACUGGAGCUUGUUGGUACUUGUGGAAGCAACACAGGAAUAA